Molecule: messenger RNA, 909 nt
Organism: Microcebus murinus (gray mouse lemur)
Lineage: Eukaryota; Metazoa; Chordata; Mammalia; Primates; Cheirogaleidae
Gene: PTRH2
Product: peptidyl-tRNA hydrolase 2
Biological process (GO): negative regulation of anoikis; positive regulation of anoikis
Cellular component (GO): cytosol
Molecular function (GO): peptidyl-tRNA hydrolase activity
Source: RefSeq, a predicted model, not a curated record
ACGUUCCCCCCCCCCCCCGCCUUUGGGCAGCCUCGGUUGAUCCUUGCAGGAUUUCAGUUCAGCUCUUGAUGCCGGCCUUGUGGGUGUGGCAAGAAGAAGAAUGACUGGUUGCUUCGUGGUUCUUGACCCGGAACUUGUCCAGGCACCCCGGAAGAGGUAGCUCGCCCGUGAGACGCGUGUUAGCUGCCUAGAAGUGAAGAACGGGAAGGCGCGACUGAGAAGGAGCAGAGGUAUUUUAGAUGCCCUCCACAUCCUUGGUUAUGGAAUAUUUGGCUAAUCCUGGUGCUUUCACCUUGGCUGCUGGAGUUGCUUGUGGCAUGUGCCUGGGCUGGGGCCUCCGAGUACGCUUUGGGAUGCUCUCCAAAGGCUUGACGAGCAAGACAGACACAGAGACUGGAACUGAAGCAAGCGUCUUAGGAGAAAAUGGGGAGUACAAAAUGAUUCUUGUGGUUCGAACCGACUUAAAGAUGGGAAAAGGAAAAGUGGCUGCCCAGUGCUCUCAUGCUGCUGUUUCUGCCUACAAGCAAGUUCAAAGGAGAAACCCUGCAGUGCUCAAACAGUGGGAAUACUGUGGCCAGCCCAAAGUAGUGGUCAAAGCUCCUGAUGAAGAAACCCUGGUUGAAUUACUGACCCACGCGGAAAUGCUGGGACUGAUUGUGAGUUUAAUUCAAGAUGCUGGGCGUACUCAGAUUGCACCAGGCUCUCGAACUGUCCUAGGAAUUGGGCCAGGACCAGCAGACCUAAUAGACAAAGUCACUGGUCACCUAAAACUCUACUAGGUGGAUUUUUAAUGAUAACAAUUCCUCUAUCACAUGCGUUCGAAGCCUAUCAAAUUCUAACAAUAAAAACUGGAUUUCUUCCCUGAUUUAAAUAUUCUUGAGAUGAAAAUAAAAGCCAUUCUUGUGCUCU